Messenger RNA from Episyrphus balteatus (marmalade hoverfly), 813 nucleotides. Its product is annotated as SUMO-conjugating enzyme UBC9-like. Lineage: Eukaryota; Metazoa; Arthropoda; Insecta; Diptera; Syrphidae. Gene Ontology annotation, biological process: protein sumoylation. Gene Ontology annotation, cellular component: nucleus. The transcript has 2 exons. The coding region runs from base 134 to 622 and encodes 162 amino acids. The record is from RefSeq and is a predicted model, not a curated record. Gene Ontology annotation, molecular function: SUMO conjugating enzyme activity.
UUUUUUUUCUAUUUAUAAUUCGUCAAAUGAAAAUUUAACUCAUAAAUACAUAUUUCCGAAUAUUUAUGUAGUUUAAAAAAUAAAAUUCUGCGUUCCAAUCAAAAUUCUUUGUGCCGUUAUAAAUUUAAAAUACAUGAAUCCUGUCACUGAACGUCUAAUGGAUGAACGUAAAAAAUGGCGACUAGACCCACCAAAUGGAUAUUCAGCCAAUCCAAUUCAAAAUAUCGAUGGAAGCUUAAAUAUUUUCAAAUGGGAAUGUGAAGUACCUGGACCAAGAAAAACUCCUUGCGAAGGAAAAACUUAUAAAUUUACAAUAGAAUUUGACAAGACAAAUUUAAGAAUACCUUUAAUAAUUUAUUGCAAAUCAAAAUGUUUUCAUCCAAAUAUUAGCCAACAUGAUGGUUAUGUUUGUUCAUCUUUAAAAGAUAUUUGGCCUGAAUGUGGCAUAAAACAAAUUUUAUUUAGUCUUCAAUCAUUUUUGGAGUAUCCAAAUGUAGAAUCGGUAUUGAAUAAUGAGGCAGCUAGUUUGUACAAAGGAAAUCGUGAAAAGUACAAUGAACGAGUUCAAAAUCUAAAUGGAGAAAACAAGAGGAUGUAUUGUGCGUUGAUUUUUGAGAAAUAAAAUUUAUUAAAAUGUGAAAACUUUUUUUUAAUGACGCUAUAGCUAUGUAGCUCAUAAAGAGUUUUCAUAAAAAAAAAUUUAGGCCAAAGGGUGUUUUUUUCGAAGAGACAGUAAAAUCUGUAAUUGAUCCCAAAAAGCCAAUGAUUCAUUUUAUUUUUGGUUUUGAUGACAAAUUAAACGUUUAUACUUAA